CCCCAUCCUUGGCCCUUUCUGUCAAUCAAAAGGUCCAACUGGAGCAAAGAGACGCCUCCUGCGUCCGGCUCUGAACAGCCCCACCAUUUCCUGCUUGUGUUGGUCCCCGUGAGUGUUUCAAAACUGUUUCUCCAACGCUUUUUCCAGAAACUAAGACUGUUUUCCAAAGCAGAAACAGCACAGACCUCCCAGACUGAGGUGAUGGGAAGUGUGCGGGCCAACCGCUACAGCAUUGUGUCAUCAGAGGAGGACGGAAUGAAGUUGGCCACUGCUGCGGUGCCAAAUGGGUACGGUAACGGGAAGAGCAAGGUUCUCACCCGUCACCAAACCCAGAGCAGGUUUGUCAAGAAAGAUGGACACUGCAACGUGCAGUUCAUCAACGUAAGCGAGAAGAGCCAGCGAUACCUGGCCGACAUCUUCACCACGUGCGUUGACAUUCGUUGGCGGUGGAUGUUCGUUAUCUUCUGCUUGGCUUUUCUGCUGUCGUGGCUAUUUUUUGGAUGUAUCUUCUGGCUGGUCGCAAUAUUCCACGGAGACCUGGAGAACGGCAGUCCCAAAUGCGUCUCCAACGUCAGCACCUUCACGGCUGCCUUUCUCUUCUCCAUCGAGACGCAGACCACCAUCGGCUAUGGCUAUCGCUAUGUUACAGACGAGUGUCCCAUCGCGGUGUUCAUGGUUGUGUUUCAGAGCAUAGUCGGCUGCAUCAUCGACGCCUUCAUCAUUGGUGCUGUCAUGGCUAAGAUGGCAAAGCCCAAGAAGAGGAACGAGACGCUGGUGUUCAGCCACAAUGCUACGAUGGCCAUGAGGGACAAUAAGCUGUGUCUGAUGUGGAGGGUGGGCAACUUGCGCAAAAGCCACCUGGUAGAAGCCCACGUUCGGGCUCAGCUCCUCAGAUCUCGCACCACGGCCGAGGGAGAGUUCAUCCCUCUGGACCAGAUGGACAUCGACGUGGGCUUUGACAGUGGCAUUGACCGCAUCUUCUUGGUGUCACCAAUCACCAUCGUCCAUGAGAUCGACGAGGACAGCCCUUUCUAUGACAUGAGCAAACAAGAACUGGAGAACUCGGACUUUGAAAUCGUGGUUAUCCUGGAGGGCAUGGUGGAGGCCACGGCCAUGACCACCCAGUGCCGUAGCUCCUACGUGGCCAGCGAGGUCCUGUGGGGACACCGCUUUGAGCCCGUCCUCUUUGAGGAGAAAAACUAUUACAAAGUAGACUACUCUCGCUUUCACAAGACCUACGAAGUCCCCAGCACCCCGUUGUGCAGCGCGAGGGACCUUGCUGAGAAAAAAUAUAUCCUAUCCAACUCAAAUUCUUUUUGCUAUGAGAAUGAGGUGGCCCUUUCAAACAAAGACGAGAAAGAGGAAGGGAACGGGGACAGCCUGGGCCCUGGCGGGACGAACACGGACACUAGCUCAGACUCUGACCACAGCCAGGCCACCGUUCCCUUAGAACCGCGGCCUCUACGGCGGGAAUCCGAAAUAUGACUGUGCAGAUCUAACGGGAAGGUUUAACAGACACCUCUUCAUACAGGCACAUUGAGCUGAACUGAGCCCCUCGGCGAGGCAGACUCGAACGGUACAGUUGCGAGGAGGGAUCGACAGAGAAACUGUACAAGUGUGUUCUUACGAAUAUGCAUGGUUAAAUAAAACACAGCAUAGAGGCACUGCACAGCUAAUGAAGAAUGCACAUCAAGGGAGGAGAAGAGAGAGUUUCCCAAUUAGGCGACACUACCUUUUUAGACCGUUGCUUCUGAAUGACAUGAAGCAGAGAGGUUUGUAACUGGUUGGCAAAACUUGAAAAUGAGCAGGCAUGUGUCCAUGUGCAGUUGUCCAACAAUGUAAGAACAGUUCAGACCAAUUUAGUGGACUGAUGCUGCUACCAAAGUUGAUAAUAUCAUUAUUUGUCGGUAUAGAAAAUUUACAAGCAGAUAUUUUGUUCUGUCAAUUUAAUUAGUUCAUUGAAAUAACACUAUACAAAUGAGGGGAAAAAAAACACAGCGAAGAGUGUUAGUCAAUGUCUUAAGUAUCAUUAAAAAGUCCUGUUCCUACCAUCUAGUUAAUUAUUCCAUUAUCCCCUCUUUCCCUUUUCUAUUUGAGUCCGCUUUGUGUGAGCCACGGGUAUUUCUGGAACAGACUUGCGGGGGGCUUAGGUGGGGGACCUCUAUUUGGGAAAAUAGACAACUCAGUGAAUGUUCUUCAUCUUUUUUUAGAAGAAACAUGAAGUUGGAAGCCCUCCGCAGUACAUUUCAGGUUAUCUGAAACAAAAAAACGCACAGGACCAUGCCUGUUUAUUGCGAUAUAUAACGGACAGGGUCUUUAGAUCAGUAUCAGAAUGAGAAUCACAGUCGUCAUGUCCACAGGGACAAAGAGAGUGAACGUGUUAAUGAAUGUCUUUCUACAAGUGCUGCUAUGUUGCAUAUUAUAUAGAGUUUUAGACUUAAACCAAAGAGUAUUCAAAAUGAUCUUUCAAAAAGAAUGCAUCAAAUUAUUUUAUUAGACGUAGGACAAUAGGACAAGUCAUGACGUGGAGUAAAAAUAUAUAUAUUUGUAAGUGAAAAUAAAUGUUUUUUCUGUUUGCUUACGCACAUAUAUGGUUUAUUUUUCUUAAUUAUUUUCUUAUUCUAAGCCAAAUAAAGACUAUGAAUAGCAAAGCCCAUUGAAAAUAAGACAGCUACAGGUUAGCUUACCUUAUUUUCAAACCGCUACUCCCACCUUUUCAUCCCUUAACUUCAGUGUUACUCUAGUUUAGUGCUACAUACAGUAAGUGUUUGGGUUGGAAAAUGUUGCUAGUUGAAAACCUUCAGAUUUGAGGUUCUAGGGUUUAGGGUUUUAUUGCAAAGACACGGGACAGAAAACAGAAUCCACUCUCCCUUCAGACUUUAAACCUCUCUAAUAAUUGAUUAUUUCUCAAUCAACUCUAACCUCUCGUCUUGCCUGACAAACUGCAAUACAACCCUAAUGACUUGUUUGGCAGGUGUACCAAGAACUGUAGGACUGGGUAAUUAGACUGAGAUCAUGGUACUAUGAUCCAAUGACAAUCAGAGCACAGAAUCUGAGCUCAGAACCGCACUUGCACACAAAAUGUGCUCCUGAGAUAUCACUUGACGUUUGAUUGUGAUGUCUAACUUGAUGUCUUCUCUCACCUUCGCUUUUUAAAAACCUGAAGUAACCCAAAACAGCCACUAGAGCACGUUCUCUGGAAAGCUCUAUAAAAGGAGACAAUAAAAUGAUAGGAUAUUUAUUUUGAAAUUACUGCACGUUAUAUGGCUGUGUUCAACAUACAAAAGAGUAUAAAUCGCAACUUUUCCUUUUCUUGACGUCAUAUUUCAAAAUAAACUCAAGAUGAACAGCCAAUUAUGCAGUCGAACUAGUUUACACUGGUCUACUGUUGGCUCGUUCGAAGAAAACGCUCCUUUUAACGACUGUGGGUCUAUGGGCAGCAUUUAUUUCUCUUUGUUGUAAAUAUCCCCGUACUUUUUGCAGUUGCUUUUGUACCAGUCUUCCCUAUUGUACUGAAAGAAAACAAUGGAAUGUACAGAUUUUUAUAUUAUGAUAAAUAUUAUUGUUGUUCUUAUUAUAAUAAUUAUUAUUAUUAUUGUAAUUAUUAUUGUACAUGCUAUUUUAUUUCUUUUUUCAAUAAAACGAGAUUGAAUGGACAAA
Pimephales promelas (fathead minnow) is the source of this 3660-nucleotide messenger RNA. The record is from RefSeq and is a predicted model, not a curated record. Lineage: Eukaryota; Metazoa; Chordata; Actinopteri; Cypriniformes; Leuciscidae.